Molecule: messenger RNA, 868 nt
Organism: Dissoconium aciculare CBS 342.82
Lineage: Eukaryota; Fungi; Ascomycota; Dothideomycetes; Mycosphaerellales; Dissoconiaceae
Exons: 1
Coding region: 35-535 (166 amino acids)
Source: RefSeq, a predicted model, not a curated record
GGAAAGCUUGGAAGUCGGCUGACCAACCAGGGAUAUGGUGCGGCAUCAUCAUGUGACAGCCUUGGACCUAUCUCUCCCCAAGCAACCCUCUCAAAUCAGAGGCGAGAGGUUCUGUCCUGGACCCGAUGUUGAAAGGCUUAUUAUCAUGGCCUGUGGUCGCUUGUCCUCACGGAGUUCCUCUCUCGGAAAUAUUUCUCGCCAACCAUGUCCACUCGUUUAUCUCUUUUGCAUUCCCCAGAAUUUGGGCGUACAUAUUUACUACUAUACAAUCAACGAGUCGACAAAUCAUCGUGAAGGUGACGCGACCCGGAACAGACAGUCAGCAGCCGGCGUCAGGAGGACCGAGCGCCCUUUGCCUAGAAUUUCCCCCACUUCUAUCUCCCUCAGGCAUCAUCAAGCACGUCCGGCGGACCUCUCUCGGGCUUCAGGGCUCAUCUCUUCUCUCCCUUAUCAACCCCCUUCUGAAGAGAAAACCCGUGACACGAAACGUGACCCAUCAUCACGUGUCUAUCGUCAACAAGCGAUUCAGUUGUAAGUCACCUCAUGGUCUUCGAGCCUUCGCGAACAUCAAACAUGCCGCAUCGCACAUACCCAACCGGUAGCAUUAUCACUGGACACGCGCGUCGUCGUUGUCGCAACGCGUCAGCGACAUGACUGUCGCGAUCACGAUGCGUGGUCUGGUCGCUCUCGUGAGGCGAGACAAAGGCUGCGACGGAGGAUCGUCUCUGGAAGUGUUCAACAUAACUCCAGAAAGAGACAUAGGAUCCACACGGCCAUGGCUUCGAUGUCAAUGUCGUGCUGCUGUUAUUGAUGACGCAUUCGUACGCACAUGCGACAUGUACUAACACCGUGUGUAGACACUUUCAUA